AUUUUUUUCAUUUAUUAAAUAUGUCAUUCUUUGUUUGAUUUCGCUUUCAUAAAUAUUUGUGUAUAAACAAGGGAUUGGAAAAACAGGGUGAAUACUGAAUAAAGAAAAGAAAGGGAUGAAUCAGGAUUUAAGUAAAUUAGGUUGGAUGGGUGAUAACCAAAAUGGUGGUGGAAAACGAAAAUCGGAUGGCGAAUAUACGACGGACGGUGUAAGAAAAUCUGAUGACGUUGAAAAUGAACUGAGUAAAUCUAUAAAUUCGACGGAGGAGAUUCCGCCACCAAUGUUUGAUAUCAUAUCAGCAGUAAGUGUUUUAGAAGACGAAAAUCUUGAAAGAAAAUAUGUUUUAUAUACAGUACGUGUUCGACAUGGGUCAGCGAGGGCUGAUUUACAUACGACGACUAUUGAUAGACGGUAUACCGAUUUCUUGACACUCUAUGAAACCUUAAAAAAAGAUGGUUCUGAACAGUUAAGCUCAUACACAUUUCCUCGAAAGGCAAUUGUUGGCAAUUUUUCACAAAGGCUUAUUAACGAACGUAGUAAAAAAUUUGAACAAUUAUUAGAAUUAAUAUCUAAAGACUCGAAAUUACGAAGUUCAAUUGCUUUACUGAAUUUUUUACAAGAUAAGGAACUGAAAAUUGCUUUGGAAUUAUGUGGCCAACAAAGAUAUGAUAUUGCUGAACCAAUUUUAAAAAAUAGUUUUCGGCUGCUAAAUAAGGUUUAUACUGAUCGCUCGGCUGCUGUGUUAUUAUCGUUAUGUAGACUUGUUGGAUGUUAUGCUGUGACACCGGGCACAGUAAAUGGUUCAGCUGAACGAUGGGCAACUUUAGCUUUACAUCGAUAUGAAGGUGUUAGUGAUGCUGAUUUAUUAAUGCUUUAUGGCCCGCUUUUAGAAACAUGCUUAAAAUUAUGGGAACGAAAUGGAAAAGAUUGGCAAUUAAUUAAGGAACGAUUAGCUGAUAUGAAACGUCGAGGAGUUUGUAUGCCAACAAAAACUUUAUUAGAAGCUGUUAACGAUUUAGACAUAAAUUAUCGUAGCUUGCCAAGUAAUUAUUUUAACGCAUAAAGAAUGUUAUUUCAUAUUUGUGUAUUUUUCGAUGAAAGUGCUUAAAAUUCAUGUUAUAUAAUUGCGCAUAAACAUAAUAUGAAUUAUGUCGAAAAAAAUUUCGUUUUAAAUCAAAGUUAAUAUUUCAUAGAUUCUCAUCUUUUAUCUCAGAGAUUGUGAAAGUAAACUGUUGAAUAUGGUUCGUACCGUUAAAAGAUUUAAGACAUAUGAAACAUCUUAAUAAGAUUCUACUUCACCAAAAGUCACAAAUAAUGGUUUCUCAAAAUGUAUGAAAAAGUUUAUUAAUUGUUAUUUAGAAGAAAUAUUUAUAAGUUUUAUAAAUUAAUUGGAAUUUAAAUUAAUUGGAAUUAGUGUGUUUAUUUUGACUGAUUUUGAAUCUCAUUUCAAGUUUUUACGAAUUUAUAUUAAUUUUCUUGUAGUAUAAGAUAAUAACGCCAUUAUAAUUUUUGA
This is a messenger RNA of Chrysoperla carnea, 1513 nucleotides long. It is a transcript of the gene Snx21, whose product is annotated as sorting nexin-20. The record is from RefSeq and is a predicted model, not a curated record. Gene Ontology annotation, cellular component: early endosome membrane. Gene Ontology annotation, biological process: protein transport. The transcript has 4 exons. Gene Ontology annotation, molecular function: phosphatidylinositol phosphate binding. NCBI's taxonomy places the organism in Eukaryota, Metazoa, Arthropoda, Insecta, Neuroptera, Chrysopidae. The coding region runs from base 116 to 1063 and encodes 315 amino acids.